UUUCAUAUUGACAUGAAGGCGGAUUUUUCGAAAGGACAUUCAUCAUUGUAACUUUUGUAUAAUAGAGUACCAUGUUAUUUCUUGAAUUGUUGAGCGGUUAUUCAAAUGGAGCAUUUAUUUACAGUUGACGGAAGACUGUGUCAAUGUUCGAUCGAGCGAUCCACGUCAAAUCACAAACAUUGUUGUCUUAAAGUGUGUGUUUAUGGAUUCUGUCAGAGUCGUAAACUUUUUAUGAAAUACCAUGAAUUUUCUAUCGACUUAAAACAAGAUAUUUUUAAAAUCGUAGACAUUGAAGUAAAACUUGACAUUUUAACAGGGUUUAAUAAGAUACUGUUAUAUACUAUAACAAAAGCCAAUGCUGGAUUUGUACAUGUGUUUCAACUUGAAAGAAAUUUUAGAUCAUUUCGUGUAGUUGCUAAAUUCGGAACACUGUCCACACCAAGACUAAAGAAUGUUUACUUCAUUGAUGGCCCGGGCAUUAUACAAAACAGCUGUAAGAAGGCUAUUCUCCAUAGAGGUUAUAAUAACCAAAAGGAGUCCAUCUUUCUGGAGAAUGCGUCUAUGAAAAAUAUUCUUUGGUCUGGAUAUUGUGAGGAUUUAGACAGUGUGGUUGUAAUUUCUUACAUCUCAAGGAAUGAAAAAACAGAACUCUUCACUUUAUUUCUUGAUGUUUUUUCUGAUGAGUGCAAAACAGUGGAUUCCAGCUUUUUAAUACCUGAGGAGUUUAAAAACUUAGUUGCAGUUAAUGUUUUAAACUUAUCCAGAGUGACUGAUCCUGAAAGGACUGCUUAUCAUUCAGAUAUCAUUACAUUAACAACUGAUGGAUUUUUCAUUUAUUUACAACAUGGAAGGAUUCUCUGGGCUUUGCCUACAUCAAUAUCAUACACAGAGUGUACAGUUUUAUUUUCAUGGCAUGCAUACUCGUUGAAUACUCAGUUUGCUGCUGUUCACAACAAUGAUGUUGUAACAUUCAUCGACACAAAGGAAAGGAAGAUUGUAGGAACAGUGACUGAUGCUGUACAAGUUUACCAGGAUGAUUUUGUUGGUUGUGGUCAGCCCCAGCUUCUCUGUGGAUUCAGUGGAUUUUCCCUGACAGAAAACUCAGGUUGGCUUCUCACGGACAAAGGGACCUGGUUGUUGGAUCAAAGAACAGUAGAGGAAGUGGUGGACCUUGAUGAAAGCCACAAGCCAGCUGUUCUGGCUCUUCAGAAAAGACUUCAGAAUGAACUGAUAGCUUUUCAUAACAAGUCCCAUACUGUCAACACAGAGAGGUCAAAGUUCAUCACAGACAACUGGAGGUUACUGCUUCAUCUAAAUCAAAGUUCUCAAGCAAACACAACAGUACAGUCAAACAAUAUCCUACAGAUUUCUGCAGAAAAAGUUUGGCAAGUUGUAGAUGACAAGAAAUGGUUGGUGGGUUUAAGCCUUGUCAAUAACUCUGAUAGCUCAUUGUGUGGCCUCUCACUGUCACUUCUACCCAUUGAUCAAGAUGGUGGUCAGUCAGGAAAAGUUUUACACACCAGAAGCCAGUGGCUGGUGGCCGAGGACCCAGAAAACAGAAGGUCAAAGGUCACAAGGAAAAACAUGAAUAAGGUCCCCCGAUCCACACCACCCCCCUCAGAGCUACAGCCCCUAGAGAGGGGGUUAGUAGUUUGUGAGACAGAUCUCCCUAGUUUUGUCUCCAACUCACAGUUUUCAUGUGAAAUCACUUUAACCUUGACCUGUUGCACAGGGGUUGAAGGAUACUUGAGUGAUUCAAGACCUUUGUACAAAGUGCAGCAUUCUUGUGGAGUCAUUACUAUUGAAGCACAUAAACUAAUUAAAGAAGAAUAUUCUUUGGAAAUGUUAACAGAGAAAGAAUGUGAAAACGGCAAUUGGAUAGAGGGAGCUGUGUCAUUAUUAACCCAUGUCACAAGUCAUCUGGAAUUGAGGACAGUGUGGUCCAAUGCUUCAUGCUUGGCUGACUGGAUGGUGAAUCUCUGCCAGUUCCACUACAGUACUGAUCAGAACCGCUACAGGUCUACAUUAAAUGCCUUCUCUGGAGUGAAGCUGAUGAUCCAUCCUCGGUCAACUCAUGACAACGCUCUCAUCACUGUCUACUCAAAAUCAGAAAAACAAAUCUUGCUGCUAGUCCGCCAUCUUUACGAUUGUCUGGCGGAUGACAUCGCCAUUUUUUCUCAUCUUAGAGAAGAUGAUGAAGGACUUCAAAAAGCUAUAGAGGCUAUCAAGAGGGAAAUAGAGUUAAUCAAAUCUCCACAGGAGGCACCCAAAAAAGGUAGUCGUGCUUUCGUCGCGGAACUUCCGGAAUCCGACGACGGUGGCGCUGUUCUAGUGAACAACAUCAGGGAAAACUUCCGGAAAAGAAAAGAAGCCACAGAAUCUGUAAAAGACGAAGACAGGAAAUCAGAACAAGGAGAAUACCUGUAUCAAGCGCAACAGCAUACGGACGAAGCUUUAUCAAAAUUAUUAAAUUAGAAAUUGUAUUUAUUUUGAGAGAACUCUGCUAUUUGAAUAAGUUAUGCUUUAUUCUUUCCUCGCAGUUUUUUUUUAAAGUGUACGUAUUGUGCAAAUUAAACAGUUCAAAUUAGUUUUCCAGAAUAUAGUGAGGAUA
This is a messenger RNA of Saccostrea cuccullata (small rock oyster), 2611 nucleotides long. RefSeq lists its product as uncharacterized. Gene Ontology annotation, cellular component: Fanconi anaemia nuclear complex. The coding region runs from base 106 to 2475 and encodes 789 amino acids. The transcript is spliced from 7 exons. Gene Ontology annotation, biological process: positive regulation of double-strand break repair via homologous recombination; replication-born double-strand break repair via sister chromatid exchange; negative regulation of double-strand break repair via homologous recombination. The record is from RefSeq and is a predicted model, not a curated record. Lineage: Eukaryota; Metazoa; Mollusca; Bivalvia; Ostreida; Ostreidae.